This is a messenger RNA of Caenorhabditis briggsae, 534 nucleotides long. The record is from RefSeq and is a predicted model, not a curated record. NCBI's taxonomy places the organism in Eukaryota, Metazoa, Nematoda, Chromadorea, Rhabditida, Rhabditidae. The transcript is spliced from 5 exons. The coding region runs from base 1 to 534 and encodes 177 amino acids.
AUGCAGAUAUAUUCACAAUCUUCUAAUAUGUUAUUUUUAAUAUCAGCUUUAGUUCUGGAAAUUCAUUUCAAUUAUGCAACAGCUUUGCCACCAAGGCGAGUGAAUCUGUAUAAAUGGUUGGCGCAUAAUAGCUAUAUUUGUGAUCCCACACUGCUUAACAAACGAUCCUAUCGAUUCCUAGUACCCAGAGAAUCUCUGAGAUCCCGAUGUUCCUGUGGUGACCCAUUGCUAACAAAGUCUGCAUGUGGGAAGAGAUUUGGAACAAGAAACAAGACACAAUGCUUUCGAAUACCCGAGUCGUGCCUCCAAGAAUAUAAUGUCAUUUUUGAAAAUGGAGGAAACCGAUUACCCAGACCACUAUCUCGUAACCAUUCCAUGGCUUCCAAGAAACCUAUAAGUUUUCCAAAUCGGAAACCAUCAGUGGCUAAAAGAUUACUUGUCAAGAAACGGCUGCUUCGAGUGCAAAAAAUUGUAUCCACUAUACCGGUGACCACAGUUUUACAAGUUCGGAAAUUGAAAAGAUUAUCUGGAUGA